Messenger RNA from Salpingoeca rosetta, 1377 nucleotides. RefSeq lists its product as uncharacterized. Gene Ontology annotation, molecular function: 2-oxoglutarate-dependent dioxygenase activity. The transcript is spliced from 4 exons. NCBI's taxonomy places the organism in Eukaryota, Choanoflagellata, Craspedida, Salpingoecidae. Bases 49 to 1377 code for a protein of 442 amino acids. The record is from RefSeq and is a predicted model, not a curated record.
GUGGUUGAUGAGUCAUCAUCCGCUCCUGGCUACAAGACGAAGGCAACGAUGGUGAGCGUGGGGGAUGCAUUUGAGGCUUUGCAGCAGGAGCUGCGCGACUUGGUGGUGCCUUCGAGCGUGCCAGUGUUGCACAGGCCGCCAAGCGCGAUUGAGUUCUUGCGGGAGUACGUAUCUGCGAACCGGCCGUGCGUGAUCAAGGGCCUGGCGUCAGGCUGGCGGUGCACGAGGCACUGGUCCAAGGCAUAUUUAGAGGAGAAGGUCGGAGAUGUGGAAGUGUCGGUGGAGGUGACGCCAAACGGACGCGCGGAUGCGAUUGUGGAUGAUGAGCGCCUUGGGCGCGUGUUUGCUCUGCCGCACACGGAGCGCAUGCCCUUCCGGGAGUAUCUGAGAUCACAGGAGCCUGUCCCAGGCGCCGUCUCCUACGUCUCCCAUCAGAAUUCCAGUAUGACAGACGAAGACGAGUUUGGGGGCGUGCUGAUGGAGGAUGUGGACACGACAACGUUGGACUUUGCACAACAGGCAUUCGGCUGCAAGCCAGAUGCCGUAAACUUCUGGAUGGGCCCUACCGAAGCGCUCACGUCGCUGCACAAGGACCACUAUGAGAACAUGUAUGCGGUCAUCUCUGGGACCAAGCGGUUCACGCUGUAUCAUCCGUCGGCUGUGCCGUACUUGUAUGAGACACCGUGCAAGUCUGCACGGUGGGUCCCGCGCGCACGCAGCAGCGAUGUUGGUGGCGACGGCGCCGCACGAACGCGUGAUGGUGAUGGUGCUGAAGACGGUGGUGAUACCGGGCACGAGGACACCAGCGACAGCGACAGCGGCAGCGGCAGCCGUAAAGGCGGUGCCAACAAAGACAAAACCAGUAGCAGGAACGGCCACAGCCAGGGCAGACACAGCAGCAACAGUAACGAGAACGGAGACGACGGCCACGGCAGUGCUGCUGGGUUUGAGCUUGUGCUGUUUGAGACAGAGGACGAGCACGCGGUGGAGCGGCCGUGGAUUGCAGCGGAUCCCAACAACCCGGACUACAGGCAACAUCCACUCUUCCGCAGCGCGACGCCACUUGUGGUGGAGGUGGAGGCGGGCGAUGUGCUGUACCUGCCGGCCAUGUGGUUUCACCAGGUGGAGCAGCUGGGCGCCGCGCACACGUGCAACCAGUGCAUCGCAGUGAACUUUUGGUACGACAUGCAGUUUGAUGUCAGGUACUGCUACUUCAGCUUUGUUGACGCGCUGGCGCCGCUCAUCCAGAAGGAAGCGGCCACGGGCGCGCUCGCGGAGCAGGAUGCAGGCGAGGAAGGCGGAAGGGACACCAAACACCAACGUCAUGAGGAGGAGGAGGAGGAGGAGGAGGAGGAGGAGGAGGAGGGAGAGUCAUGA